[Candida] anglica is the source of this 1104-nucleotide messenger RNA. The record is from the annotation of a GenBank genome assembly. Lineage: Eukaryota; Fungi; Ascomycota; Pichiomycetes; Serinales; Debaryomycetaceae.
GUAAGAGAUUCUGUCCAUUGCUGAUCAUGUACACACCUUAUCAGAACCAACAGCAACCGUAUGCGCAGCAGCGUGGUCAGGGACAGCAGUACCAGCCACAACAACAGCAGUACCAACCACAGAACCAGCACCAACAGUAUCAACCACCACAACAACAACAACUGCAACAGUAUGGCCAACCUGGUCUUCAUCAUCCACAACCACAACACUACCAACAAGUGCCUCCUCAACAACAACAGCAGCAGGGACAACCGGGCCAAUACUCGCAAGAUGGGCCUUAUGGAGGCUUUUUCACUGACCCUGCUGCUUCAAUGGCCGCUCAACUUGCCAAAAACUCCUUUGGUCAAUCUAAUGUAUAUCUUCAACAGAAUUUUGGUCUGUUUAUCCCAAAGGCGGAUGUAAACUAUUACUUUAAGGUAUCAAACUCGUACGUAGUACGUAAAGUUGGGCUUAUUUUGUUCCCAUACCGUCACAAAAAUUGGACAAGACUCACUGCAUCCAGCACCGACCACUCAGUUGGAACUCCCAGUGCAACUCCUCUGCAAAUUCAAUUUGCCGCACCUACACAUGAUAUCAAUGCUCCAGACUUGUACAUUCCAUUGAUGGCAUUCAUCACAUACAUCUUACUUUGGGCUUCAUUCCAAGGUUUUAAGGGUGACUUCCAUCCUGAAGUUUUUGGAUAUUUAGCCUCUCAAACUUUAGCAUGUUCUAUUAUUGAUAUUGUUAUUUUUAGAGUAGGACUUUAUUUAUUGAACUGCUCCACUCAACAUAGUCUGUUCUGGGAUGUCAUUGCCUUUUCUGGCUACAAAUAUGUUACCAUCAUUGCUCUUUUAUGUUGGAAGAAUUUAAUUGGUGGAGGUUGGAUUUAUUAUGGUGUUGUUUUCAUUUUUACUGCCAGUUUAUCUCUCUUUUUAAUGAGAUCACUUAAAUUUUUGGUUCUUCCUAGUGCCCUGGGAGUUGAUAAUCCGAAUAUCAACAAUAUUUCUGCUACUCAAAGAAGAAUUAGAAUUCAAUUUUUAUUCCUUUAUGCUGUUGUUCUUCAAAUAUUGCUUGUUUUAUUUAUGAGUAGAUAGGAAAAAGAGUUGAACUUUAAACAAAUAUAAA